Molecule: messenger RNA, 1158 nt
Organism: Hevea brasiliensis (rubber tree)
Lineage: Eukaryota; Viridiplantae; Streptophyta; Magnoliopsida; Malpighiales; Euphorbiaceae
Product: ferritin-like catalase Nec2
Exons: 3
Coding region: 157-1068 (303 amino acids)
Source: RefSeq, a predicted model, not a curated record
CUAUCCCAUUAGAUGUAUUAGAAUAUUCACGUCCGAUAUUUUUCCAUCUCUGUCUCAUCUCCCUCAUAAUUUCCAGCUUUCCAUAAGUUGAUAUGCUGUGUCUAUAAAAUAACCAGCUAACUCUACGUCUCCUCCAGGCACCACCCAGCUAGCGAAAUGGCUAAUUUCUUCUACGCACUCGCUUGUCUUGUUGUUUUGUCUCCUACCCUUCUUUCAAUGCCUUCAGCUACUUCCUAUGCACCGUUUGAGCCCAACGACAAGGAUCGAAUUCAGUUUGCUUUCAAUUUGGAAUUCUUUGAAGCAGAAUUCUUCUUGUUUGGUGCACUUGGUAAAGGGAUUGAUGCUAUUGACCCAGAUUUCGCAAAUGGUGGUCCUCCUCCGAUUGGAGCCCAAAAGGCCGAACUUGAUCCUGUUUCUCGUCAAAUUAUCGAGGAAUUUGGUUAUCAAGAACUCGGUCACCUCAGGGCAAUAAUACAAUCGGUUGGUGGAAUUCCAAGGCCUCUAUAUGAUCUCAGAGCUCAAAAUUUUGCCGGAGUUUUUGACGAAGCAAUCGGCUACAAAUUGGAUCCUCCAUUUAAUCCUUAUCUCAAUACUGUCAACUAUCUCCUAGCAAGUUAUGUUAUCCCUUAUGUUGGAUUGGUUGGAUACGUUGGGACCAUUCCAAAUCUAGCCAAUUUCACUAGUAGAAGCCUUGUUGCGUCACUAUUGGGAGUAGAGGCAGGACAAGAUGCAGUGAUACGAACGCUGCUGUAUGAGAGAGCUCAUGAGAAAGUGCAGCCUUAUAAUAUUACUGUGGCAGAGUUCACUACUGGAAUAUCAAAUCUAAGGAACAAGCUUGGCAAUACUGGGAUUAAAGAUGAAGGUCUAAUUGUACCUUUGAAGUUGGGAGCAGAGCAGAAGACUAGCAGCAACAUUUUAUCAGCAGAUGCAGAUUCCCGUUCUUAUGCCCGCACACCACCGGAGCUUUUAAGGAUAAUUUAUGGAACUGGCAGCGAAUAUAAACCUGGUGGUUUUCUGCCUAACGGUGGAAAUGGUAAUAUUGCUAGGAGUUUUCUGCACAAAGUUUAGGGAGCUAGAUGAAUUGCAAGAAUUUCCAUUAAGUAAUCCUGAUGUCCGAAAUAUUUUGUAUCAAAUAAGAGAAUCAACUUGCUUUCUUCA